GUUGAAAUUGUUUUCGUAUUUUUAUGUAGUGACGCCAUGUUUGAAUGCAGAUUGGUCGCGUGACUACCGAAACACCCAAAUGACUUUUACACGCAUGGAUUGACCACGAGCUACAGAGGAGCAUUAGAGCACCCAGAGACAGCAGUCAUCAGGACCGUAACGUAACCGAAACUUGGGGCGGAAUCGAUACAUCACAGCACUCGAGUGAAGCCACCUAGCAGCAGCUAACUUCGCUUGAUAUAGCUUUUUAUUCGCUAGAUGGAUCGAUCAAAGUUGUCCAGUUAGUUGUAAAUUCAUCGGGUUUGAGUCGGACUGUGAGAGAGUUCAGUGGCUUUCUCUUGGAACUUGAAAGCCAGCCAAAUAAUCACGAGUGAGAGGGAGUAGAGAGAAUGGGCGGAUCCGGAAUUGGAUGAAGGCGAUAACUGCGUGGCGACAUUUCAUCACCGUUCGUGAAUACCCAUGGAGCCCACACAGACACAUCCACGCUGACAAAAAAAAAAAACAAACAUGAUGAGCUUUUUACAAGAUAAUACGGUAGCGGACAUCGUUAUUCAUUGGAUCCCCUUGAUGAACGAGCUAUACAACAGCCAACAAUUCAGUUAACUGUGUCGCAGGCAGCAGCUGGACAGCUGAAUGUGAAAUGUGUUGAAUAAGAAAUGGCCGCCCCUUUCAAGUGCUCAAGUGGGAGAGCGAAUGAGAAAUAUGGACGUGAAAAAAUGUGGAACUUGACGACUCGACCGAGGGCCGGAGACCCCCAUUGUUGGACAAAUCGCUCAACUAGCAUUGGAGCAUACAAAGAAAUUGACAAUUCCUUGAUUAUGAUGCCGGACAAAUUGAAUGAAGAUGCUCACAUAAGCAUCUUGCGUGCUAGGGCAGUGAUACCCUCAAUGAACAUAAGCAGUGCACCCAAGCCACCCAAGAAACGCUUUCUGGAAGCUGCGGCUGCUCAUCAACUGGAAGAACAACAGAGACUGGAACAAGAGCAACAGGAAUUAAAGAGUAGGGCUAGCGGUGAAGAUAAUUCGGCUCUGAUGCAAUUGGCUGAAAUGUGUGUCUACUAUCAGGCCAGCAACACGAGUCAUCCUUCUGGAUCGUGGUCGCCGGUGGGAGGAGCAUGGAAUUGCAUUGACCAUCGUGUUGUAGCAGUGGAACAGCCAGUCGAGCCGACCAUGUACUCAAUCAGUAUGAGCAGCACCGUUCAAAGUGAAGCCAGCCCUAAAGCUGCUCCUUUCUGGGGCUGGGCCAAUCGGUCACUUUUGCAGUCGGAGCAGGAUCUCGAGAAUCGAGAGGAAGAAGAGGAAAAUGAGGAGCCGUUAGAUUUAAGCGGCGAAGAGACAAUUCGUACCAACCAACAAGAGUUGAUCGAUCAUUUAGUAGAGAAAUUGUGUGCACGGCCCGUGUCCGGCAAGUUCUCCUCUCUGGUCCAAAAGAAACUGUCGCUAUUAGAGCCCCCUCCUAGUUCAGAGGCUGCUUCAAUCCAGAACUCGUCCAGUGAAGUCAGCAGCUCUAUCGAUUUGAAAGACUCGGUCAUGGUCGCCGCCAAGGACGUAAGGAGACGAGACUUGCCGUUGAAGAAACGUGAUCCUUCUAGCCUUCAUCAGAGCUAUGACCAACGUGGAGAAUUCUGCGACAGCAGCACGGCAACUAAACCGCUCGAGCCCUCGUCGGUGGAGGCUGUGACAUCAACGAAUAGCAGUAAGAAACCUGCUCCUAGAUCGUGCAAAGGCAAACGCUACUUGGAGUUCAUGUACGAAGGUCGGAUCACGCUGAGUAGCCGUGGGCUGAGACGCAGCGAAUCAAACGAGCAGCAGGCCGAAGAACAGGCAGCACCCUGUGACCAGUCUUCCAUCGGGAGCAAGAAUAAUAAUAAUAAAAGGCAGCGUCAAGUCAGACAAGCCGAGCCCGGAUCGGGCAAAGCGGCUCUCUCUCUUCGCGGACGCAACGCCAAGUUGCGCAAACUCAGCUGAGACCAAAUACCACAUAUUAUUCGCUGUAUACCUUCCUGCCUGUGUACAUAUCUAGCUUUCAAGAGAGAAAAAUCCAUAUUGCAGUAAGUUGUUUUCGCUGUGUGUAUAUGGACUAGAAUUGGGCACGAACGCUUAUCAUUUUCAUAAACACACCCGUUCACUAUGAUUGCUCUAAAACAUGCGAGUGCCAAUUCUACUAUGUUUAUUUAUCGUCGCCGUAUUCGCAGAUACAUGACCACUACCCCCUUUUUUUUCCUUUCCUCUUCAGAUAUAUAAUACUAAUUCAAUAGAAGUCGGAAGUGGUUGUAUAUCUAGUCAAGUUUCAUUUCACAGUUACUCGAUCAAACCAUUCAGGCUCGUUUAGAACGUUUUUUUAACUUUACUUACGUCCAUUUUUUUUUUCACGCUGCCGUGUCAGUCAGACAUUAAAUCAUGGAAAGUACAAUCAUUUUUGUCACAUGUAUUGCUGUGUAACUGUGUUACAACUUGAAACGCCGAAGUCUGCGAUGAUAAAAAUCAAAUUAUAUAAUCGUCAUUAUUAGUAACUAAUUUAACAGUAACCAGUACCCUUUUCUAGCGUGUGUACAGAAACAGUGCUGUAUGGUAAUAGUUAUUGAGCACUUUUCACAAUUAAAAAAAAAAUUUGUCUCACUUCUGAACAAAUACAAUCAUAUAAGAAAUAAAAUAACACAAUGAA
Molecule: messenger RNA, 2664 nt
Organism: Daphnia pulex (common water flea)
Lineage: Eukaryota; Metazoa; Arthropoda; Branchiopoda; Diplostraca; Daphniidae
Exons: 5
Coding region: 657-1967 (436 amino acids)
Source: RefSeq, a predicted model, not a curated record